Messenger RNA from Nelumbo nucifera (sacred lotus), 684 nucleotides. Lineage: Eukaryota; Viridiplantae; Streptophyta; Magnoliopsida; Proteales; Nelumbonaceae. The record is from RefSeq and is a predicted model, not a curated record.
AUGGCUCACAAUGGCAUGCACUCGGCAGCAAGCUCAAACAUAGGAAAUUGCAACCAAUUUCUAAGUUGUGUUGGGAACAUCAAUAAUCAACGUCCCAACAUUUCCCACUCGCUUCCCAUAAAGCGGAUUCAUGACAACUAUCUAUCAUGGAGGGUGCAGAUGACCCCAGUUCUCAGAACCCACAAACUACUCGGUCUCGUAGAAGGAACGAUGCAAGCUCCUCCAACCCAUAUCGAUGGUCUUGAUGGACAGAGAGUGAUAAAUCCAGAAUAUGAUAACUGGGUGCAGCUGGAUCAACUUGUUCUCGGGUGGAUUAUUUCAUCUCUCACUGAGAGCAUGGUAAUGGAGGUGAUCGGUCUAACCACAACAACCGAAGUUUGGCAGGCCCUAUCUGCAACUUACUUCACCAAUUCAAGGUCAAGAGCACUUCACCUGAAGCAACAAUUACAGAGCAUCAAUAAAGGUUCAGAGUCAAUAACCGAGUAUGUCAAGAAAGCCAAGGUAAUUUUCGAUAGCCUAGCAGCAAUUUCUGAACAGGUAGGCAAAGAAAAUCUUAUACUCUGUAUUCUUUCUGGAUUGGGGACUGAGUAUGAGUCCAUAGUUAUUAUGAUCACUAAUAGGAUUGAUUUUGAUUUGCUUACAAUUAAUGAUAUAUUGGGACUGCUAUUAAAUCAUGAGGCCUAG